Molecule: messenger RNA, 3350 nt
Organism: Chanos chanos (milkfish)
Lineage: Eukaryota; Metazoa; Chordata; Actinopteri; Gonorynchiformes; Chanidae
Gene: mpi
Product: mannose phosphate isomerase
Exons: 8
Coding region: 9-1277 (422 amino acids)
Biological process (GO): GDP-mannose biosynthetic process; carbohydrate metabolic process
Cellular component (GO): cytosol
Molecular function (GO): mannose-6-phosphate isomerase activity; zinc ion binding
Source: RefSeq, a predicted model, not a curated record
UCGUAGACAUGGAGGAAGUAAGAGUAUUCCCUCUGUCCUGCGUGGUCCAGCAGUACGCAUGGGGUAAAGUAGGAUUGGAUAGUGAGGUGGCUAAACUAGUAGUGGGUGGGGACCCACAGGCUUCGAUUGAAGGUGACAAACCCUAUGCUGAGCUGUGGAUGGGAGCUCACCCCAAAGGUGACGCUCUCAUCAAAGAUAACAGGAUAUCUCAGAGGACUCUAGGGCAGUGGAUCGCAGACUACCCUGGUUGUUUGGGUGCAAAGGUCAAAGACACCUUCCAUGGACAGCUCCCCUUUCUCUUCAAAGUGCUGUCCGUGAAUACUGCACUAUCCAUUCAGGCUCAUCCCACCAGAGAGCUGGCAGCACGACUUCACGCCCAGUUUCCUGAACACUAUCCUGACAACAAUCACAAGCCUGAGAUAGCCAUCGCCCUCACACAGUUUGAGGGUCUCUGUGGCUUUCGGCCUGUGGAAGAAAUCAUCGCCUUUCUUAAAUGUGUCCCAGAAUUCCAUGCUCUGGUGGGUAAGGAGACUUCUGAGGAGCUUCAGAACAGUGUGGGAGAUCCUGCCCGUACCUCCCUCGCUCUAAAGAAGUGCUUUACCAGGAUGAUGAACUCUGAAAAGAAGGUUUUUGUGGACCAGCUCAAUAUGCUGGUGAAAAGAGUCUCAGAGGAAGCGGCUGCGGGAAAAGACAUUUCGGGAAGCAACGGUGAACUGUUGCUACGGCUACACUCUCAGUAUCCAGGCGACAUUGGGUGCUUCUCUAUCUACUUCCUGAACCGCAUUAUUCUCCGGCCAGGAGAGGCCAUGUUUCUGAGUGCCAAUGAGCCACAUGCCUACCUAAGCGGAGACUGUGUUGAGUGCAUGGCUUGUUCAGAUAACACAGUGCGUGCCGGACUGACUCCGAAAUACAUUGAUGUGAACACGCUAUGUGAGAUGCUGAACUACAAGCCUGCACCGGCCAGUUCCAAAAUCUUCCCCUGCGUACAGGACUCCUCAGACCCCUGUGUGUAUCUGUAUGACCCUCCUAUACCUGACUUUACAGUCAUGAGAAUACAAGUGCCCUCCUCAGUUAAGCAGUACACUGUUAGUCCAUUAGACUGUGCCAGCAUUCUGCUGGUGGUCCAUGGUGAAGCAUCUGCUACCUCUACAGCUGCUCUCUCUGACAUAACCCUCAGACGAGGGUCCGUCCUCUUCAUCUCGGCCAAUGAGAGCGUCUCUUUGCAUGUGACCUCACCAUCCGGAAUGACAAUGUUCCGGGCCUGCUGUCUCCUCUAGCCUGAAAUAUCCUUUAGGUUUGUUUACCUUCAUCUCAGCCGCACAGGCUCCGUAGGAGUAAACACCCUAACUUUGCUGCAUAGAUCAGAGAUAGAUCACUGACCCUAACUCUAUCGUUAUUGUAUUGCUGAUUUUAUUCAACUGUUGUCCAUUGUGAAAUUUAAUGAUACAUUUAAGGACAGAUGAACACCUACAGUACACACACACACACACAAAUACACAUGCGCAUACACAUACACACAUAUUUGAGACAUAUAUGUUAUGUUGAGUUAUGUUGUUUUCCCUUGGUCAUUUCCUUGUUUCUUUGGUUGAGGUGCUAGACUAAAUGAUGUCUGAUGAAACAGAGAUUAUUUUAAUGUUGAUUCUCUCUCUCUGUGUACUGUAAGGUGUAAAAUAUCCCACAUAAUCACUGAAAUUGGCAGAGAUGCUCACAAGUCAUUUUUUGCACAUCUAAGUCUCAAGUCUUUACUUUGAGGUAGAGUCCAAGUCAAGUCUCAAGUCUUUGAGGGGCAAGUCCAAUUGAAGUCUCAAGUCUUUGGUCACAAGUUCAAGUCAAGCCUCAAGUCUCUUAUGGUUGUAAUGAGCAUUCUGUCAUCUGCUGCAUGCCAUCCGGUCUGAUUAGAACAUUGCAUUGCUAUAUCUAAGGAAUUCAAAGCAUGUACUGCGUUAGCAUACAGUGUCAGCAUUGAUUAGUUGUUUGGGGUAUGAUCACUUUAAAAAGGCUAUUGCAGUGCAAUAUGAAAAGAAAAUACACACACUAUGAAAGCGUUCCUGGAAACUGGUUGAGCAAGACACAAGUCCAUCCCUAGUUUAAUUUUUCUAGUGUAUUUUAUGGCCAACAAAACUCUAUGUUUCUUUAUCAAAAAGAGAAAAAAACCAAUUUUAAUAUUCUUUUUAGCUAGGAGAGUACCAUUAAUGAUAAAGUAGUUGUGCAUGUCUUCAAAAAACUUUUAAUUGAACUAACACGCAUUUGUGUUUCUUAUUUUUAAACAUAUAUAGUCAUAAUUUGAGAAUAUGUAGAUGCAUUGCACGUGUGCAUUUAAUAUCACUUUGACAUUGUACCAGGCUAAGUGUGGAGGUGGUUUCGUCUUUUGGUUAUCGGGUAUUUGCACUAAGAUUGGUCGUGAGAGAAACGUGCUGACUGCAUCUCCACUUCUGCUGACUUGAGCCUGUGCACUCAGUUCUUAAAAACUCAUGCCAUGUAUAGAGACAGGUUGAACAACUCCAGGAAGGAUCUGUUACAUUCACCUUACACAAUGACACUUUUCUAAUGUAAAUAAUUAGUAUUUACAAGAUCAGAAAAAGUGGGAUGAAACAAGUCUUAACGGCAAUGCUUCUUGAGUGAAACAGACCUUCAAGGACCCCAACAGUUUUGUGCAAGUUACAAGUUUUUAGUGGUUCUUUAUACUUAACUGCCAAUGACAUGACUUGAAGAUGAAGAAAGAAGAAGCCAGUACGCCGAACAAUAGUUUAUUUACUUGUUACUGGCUUUAUUUCCUCCUUAAUUUAACUAGCUAUACUACUCUAAAGACCAGUGUUUGCACAAAAGAGUUUUGCACUAACAUUUGAAUAGUACAUUAAAAAUGAGGGAAUAUGCUGUCAACAAUCAUCCUGAUUUUAUUUAUUGUAUACUUUGAACAUUGAGGCUACUGAACAAAGCACAGGUUUGGGGUACGUUAGGGUAACUGAAUGGGCUGAAAGAUGUACAGGGUAUAACAAGGUAUAAGGAAUAUAAUCUCUCCACCCUAAAUAAAGAACAGAUAAGAUGGAUUUCUAAUUAUUGUUUAAAGAUAUGUCACUGUCCUUUACUUGUUUGUUCAAAUGAUUUGACUGGUGACUACAUACUUGGUUUGUGUUCUGCCUCUCUCAGAAUUUGCUUUGGAUAAAAGCGUUUGCUGAAUGAAUAACUGUAAAUGUGACGUAUUUUAAUGGUUCAGUUAUCCUGUUUUGUGAAAAAGCUCUGAGGAUCUGGAUUUGAUUUUCAAGACUGUGAGCAUUUCUCAUAUACUGGUACCAAAAGCAUGAUCUGGCAUCUUAUACUCCAGCAUGAGUCUGUAAAGAGAUAUUGCGCAU